UCAACUUACUGUGCUCCCUGCUAGUUGAUUCACUUACUCACCCACUAACACUGAGCUCCUUUUACUGUCUGUGGGCUAAAAAGGGACGGAAAGCGCCAGGAAUAAGGGGGAGGAAGUGCAGUGCCAGGCUGAGAUGUGCCCACCACACCAGGGGAUAUUGUGCAUGGGCUGACUGGGCUAGCCGCUCUUCUGCUUUCAGCUGAUUUUAGUAAAUGCGGAAGAUUAAUGUGGCCAUCUAGGACAUGCUCCGCCAAUAAUAGCUUUGGAUUACAUUGGAAAACUGAAUAAAGUGACUCGUGAAGUGUCAAAAGAAGUUGUGGUCAGGAUUUCAAGCAGAAGACUUAAGAAAUACAAUGUGCUUCUGCUGUUGGGUUGCAAGACUUCAAAAGUUUCCAAUGUAGGGCAGCACAGAUACAGUUUUUAAUGAAUACAAUCACCUUGAUGCCCAAAACUGGAUUCACAUGAUUCACAAAGAUAAGGAGAGGACAGCAAGACAAGAACUGCUCUCCCCUAUUUGAGAAUGGAUUUAGAAAAGUGAAAGCCGUAAAGGAAGCAUUAAAUAGCCUGAAGGGAAAAAGUGCAUUAGGAAAUGCAGGUUUGAAGAACUUUCAUGGCUUUCAGGUAGAAGCUGAGCAGACGUAGCCAUAAUGAAAACUCUAUGGAUAGGCACAUACAGCAGACUAACGACCGUUUGCAGUGCAUAAAGCAGCACUUACAGAACCCAGCAAAUUUCCACAAUGCAGCUACAGAGCUCUUGGACUGGUGUGGAGAUCCUCGAGCUUUUCAAAGACCCUUUGAACAGAGCCUCAUGGGUUGUUUAACGGUGGUUAGUAGAGUAGCAGCGCAGCAAGGCUUUGACCUGGAUCUUGGAUACAGACUCCUUGCUGUAUGUGCGGCCAACAGAGACAAGUUCACUCCCAAGUCAGCUGCUCUCCUUUCCUCCUGGUGUGAAGAACUGGGAAGGCUGCUUCUUCUGCGCCACCAAAAAAACAGACAGAACGACCCCCCAGGGAAACUCCCCAUGCAGCCCCCCAUGAAUUCUUUGAGUUCCAUGAAGCCAUCCUUAUCCCAUGGUGAUGGAUCUUUCCCAUAUGACUCCGUCCCUUGGCAGCAGAAUACAAGUCAGCCUCCAGGUUCUCUGUCAGUGGUCACAACAGUUUGGGGCGUCACAAACACUUCUCAGAGCCAUGUACUUGGGAACCCAAUGGUUAAUGCAAACAAUCCAUUAAACCCAGCUGCCAACCCCAUGGCAUCUGGCAUGAACAGCAAUAGUGGUGGCAUGAAUUCCCCACAGUUUGCUGGGCAGCAACAGCAAUUUUCCUCAAAGGGAGCAUCCAAUCAGCCAUACAUGCAGCAAGGCAUGUAUGGGCGUCCAAACUACCCAGGGGGUGGUGGCUUUGCAGGGAGCUAUCCAGGUGGACCCAAUAACCCUUCUGGAAUGGGCAUCCCACAGCACACACGGUCACCUGCAGAUUUUACCCAGCCUGCAGCAGCGGCUGCCGCAGCUGCUGUUGCUGCUGCAGCUGCUACAGCGACCGCCACGGCAACAGCUACAGUGGCAGCACUGCAGGAGACGCAGAACAAGGACAUGAACCAGUAUGGCCCAGUGUGUUCCUCUUUCCAGAUGGGUCCAGCCCAGGCCUACAACAGUCAGUUCAUCAAUCAGCCUGGCCAACGAGUCCCAUCUGCUAUGUCAGGGAAUAUGAACCCAGCUGGAAUGGGUCCUAACAUGGCACCUUCUAACAUGAGUGGUCCUCCAAUGGGGAUGAAUCAGCCUCGGCCUGGCAUGAACCCUUUUGGAGCUCACGGUCAAAGGAUGCCUCAGCAAAGUUAUCCUGGACCCAGGCCACAAUCACUGCCUAUGCAAGGCAUGAAAAGACCUUACCCAGGGGAGCCCAGUUAUGGUGGCCAGCAAUAUGGACCAAGCAGUCAGUUUCCUAAUCAGCCUGGACAGUACCCAAGUCCCAAUCCUGCCAGGCCCAUGACAUCUCCAAAUUACCCAGGCCAACGGAUAACAGGACAACAGAGUGCUGGACAGUACCCUCCACCUAAUGUGGGAAUGGGGCAAUAUUACAAGCCAGAGCAGUUUAAUGGACAAAAUAACAACUUUUCUGGGAGCGGCUACAAUAGCUAUAGCCAAAGCAGUAUGAACGGGCCUCCCAGACCAGGUCCUGUUGGUAAUUACCCUCACUCACCCGUCCCUGGAAACCCCACACCACCUAUGACUCCUGGCAGUACUAUCCCACCAUACCUGUCCCCCAGUCAAGAUGUCAAGCCUCCAUUCCCUCCGGAUAUAAAGCCAAACAUGAGCUCCUUACCUCCACCACCAAAUGCAAAAGGGAAAGUUCACGCUUUCUCUCCUUCUUCGAUCUCAGCCAGCCACACAGACGAACUCCGCCUAACUUUUCCUGUUCGGGAUGGAGUUGUGUUGGAGCCUUUCCGACUGGAGCACAACCUCGCUGUUAGUAACCAUGUGUUCCAUUUGCGACCAACCGUCCAUCAGACCCUCAUGUGGAGGUCUGACUUGGAGUUGCAGUUUAAGUGCUACCAUCAUGAAGACAGACAGAUGAACACCAACUGGCCUGCAUCUGUACAAGUCAGCGUCAAUGCCACUCCUCUUACCAUUGAGCGGGGUGACAAUAAGACUUCCCACAAACCUUUGCACCUCAAGCAUGUUUGCCAGCCAGGCCGCAAUACCAUCCAGAUUACGGUCACUGCCUGUUGUUGUUCCCACUUGUUUGUGCUGCAGUUAGUUCAUCGGCCUUCAGUACGUUCAGUACUGCAGGGUUUGUUGAAGAAGAGAUUGCUUCCGGCUGAACACUGUAUUACAAAAAUAAAAAGAAAUUUCAGCAGUGUGGCAGCUUCAUCUGGGAAUGCAGCUCUGAAUGGGGAGGAUGGAGUAGAGCAGACGGCCAUCAAAGUCUCUUUGAAAUGCCCUAUUACAUUCAGGCGGAUCCAGCUGCCUGCAAGAGGACAUGACUGCAAACAUGUGCAGUGCUUCGACUUAGAAUCCUAUCUUCAGCUGAACUGCGAGCGAGGAACAUGGAGGUGUCCUGUAUGCAAUAAAACAGCUCUUUUAGAAGGCCUUGAAGUAGAUCAGUACAUGUGGGGUAUCUUGAAUGCAAUACAAAAUUCUGAAUUUGAAGAAGUAACCAUAGACCCCACUUGCAGCUGGAGGCCGGUACCUAUUAAGUCAGAGAUUCACAUCAAGGAUGAUCCAGAUGGGAUGCCCUCUAAGAGGUUUAAGACUAUGAGUCCCAGUCAAAUGAUCAUGCCCAAUGUAAUGGAAAUGAUUGCUGCAUUAGGGCCUGGCCCUACACCUUACCCAUCAUUGCCACCUCCACCAGGUGGCGGUAACUCCAACGAAUAUGUUGGACAAGGAAAUAAUUAUCAAGGUCACAGCAACUUUGACUUUCCCCACGGAGCACCUGGUGGGACAUCUAUGAACGAUUUUAUGCAUGGGCCCCAGUUAUCUCAUCCACCUGACAUGCCCACCGGAAUGUCAUCGCUUGACAAACCUCUAAGCCACUCCAUGCAGGAUUCUAUCCCUCAUGUAGGAAAUUCUGAACAGCCUCAUGGCUCUAUGCCUCAGGGGUUACACCCGCCUCACCCAGGUAGCCAGCCUGGGCAGCCUUUACACCACGGUGGACCAGCACCUCAACCUCGACAUCCACCACAAGCUGCCAACCAUCCACAUGGGGACAUGGCCUUUAACCCUUCCUCUGUGUUAGAAGGUCAGCCUGGUGGACAAGGACCUCCAGAAAUGCCAGAGCCAUCUCUGGAUCUUCUUCCAGAGCUUACUAAUCCAGAUGAGCUUCUUUCCUACCUGGAUCCUCCAGAUCUACCAAACAAUAGCAAUGAUGACCUUCUCUCACUGUUUGAGAAUAACUAAACUGCAGCUGUUUCCCCAAUCCAUAAUACAGCCAGUCAAGACACACAAAGACCGGCACAGUUCUGGAAACUCCAUCUCUUAUCCAUUAUGUCUGCCUUCCCGGCAGUCUUGCAGCUGCAUUUGCCUCAGACUUAUGUGCUUUAAGUGACGCUGCUAUAAGGCAACAUACAGCUUCAGACUGCCUGUAGAUCUCUUACAUGGUGCUUCCUGGUUUUCCCAUGCUGAGGUUCAUAAAUGGGAAACUUUGAAGACAAAGUCCUCACUAGGCAGGUUAAGAGGUGAUGAAGACUUAACACAAGACGCAUGAUGCCUCCUGAUGCCUAGUGCAACUCCCCCCACCCACCCACACCACGACCAGUCUCACACCAGCUGGAGAAGAAGAACUUAACCAUGCAAUUUGAAGAAAGAUGGAAAAAACACACCCACACACAAAGCACAAGGUUCCUAAGUGGUGAGCAUUGAGGGUAGACAUCUUGCUCACGCCACACACAAGUGCUGAACUAGAGGAAAGUCCCCUUGAGGGUCUCCUGCAUCUUCAGCUUGUUGUCAGAACACUUUUUCUCAGUUUUUAUUGCAGCAUUUUAAACAAAAAUUCCCAGGUCCUGGUCAGAAGUUUCCUAAAUGACUAAACUCCAACAGCAUGGAAGCUAAGGGACAAUAUUGCCUGAUAUUCUAUCCAGGAACUGGGCUGUCCAUUAUGACUAAACAAAUUUUGUUUCAUUUCUUUUUGUUGUAAGCUGCAACAAGGGGCAUUGAUGUUGGUUUAAUAAAGCAGCUUAAGGGUUAUGUUUUAGUUUUUAAUCAUUUUCUUAACCCACGAAGACUGUUACACAAUAAUUGGCCUUUUUAUCUGUCUGGUGAUUAUUUUCAUUUUACUAUGAAACCACAUAUAAAUAUGUGUUAUUUGUGCAAUCUUUUUUCCCAGACACCUUGUGGUCAAGGUACCUUCUAGAGGUGUGGGGGUGGGAGUCUAAAUGCAUGAGUCUGACCCAGUUUCUGUGCUUCUGGUGUGUUAAUGCUGCUUGCUUCUGUAAAACUGUUGUUAUAUUUGUACAGAAGUGCAUGUGUGCCAAUCAAUGUUACUUUGUCUUUGUUCACUUUUUUUCACUUCUUUCCUCCUUUGCUGGCCUGCUGUAUAAAUAAAAGGGUAUUUAGUCUCCUGCAGAUCACUUUAGUAUAAGAAGGCUUAAAGGAAGAUUUUUCCUCUUCCCUCUUAGUAAGCUAUUCCCUCCUUUUCGCUCCUUCUCAGUGUACCAGCUAUGACAUUUUAUGUCCUUUUUAUGAUAUUAAUUUUUUUGCCCGUGUGUUGUGCUUGUACAGAUGCGACAGACGCACCAAACAAUCCCAUUUUGUCUAAUGUUUGUUUUCCUUUUUUUCUAUCACCAAAGUUGUAUUUUGUAAAAAAAAACUUUUUUAUUUAAAAAAAAAAUAAAUAAAAAAAUGAGGGCAAAGUGAUAAUUUACCCUUUUUUGGUUAUCCUUCUAGCAGUUUAAAAUUCCUGACAUUAUUUUAUUAUAUCUAUCCUCCUUGUGUAGAAAUUUAGGCUUUUAUAAAUACAUCUCCACUUUUUGUUUUAUUUUUUUAUUUUUCAUUUUCUAAAUUCCGGUGUCUUAGUAAGGUAAGAUGGCAGCACAUGAUGCUGUUCAUAUGCAAUUAAAAUAUUGUAAAUAUGUUAAAAAAUGUUAGAAAUAUGUGUUGCUCAGUGACAUGGUUUGUUCUCAUUCAGUUUCUUUUGUUAUAAUGCCAAGUUCAUGUGAUACAUCCCCCUCUCCUCCAUCCUUUUUACCUUGUUUUUACAGCUAUACCUGCAGUGAUAUUUUUUCUUCCUUACAGAUGUCUCCAGCUGCUGUAGAAGUGAAGGGGUUACACUAAGUUAUAAAGCUCUUGUAUUUAUAAAAAUCUGAAUUUGCUUGUACCCAACAAAGAAACAAACUUAAGUACUUGCUGCAUAACAAUGGGACAGAUGCAUGGAGUGGCUUUCCAUUUCUGCACCUCACAAUUUGACUAACAAUUAUACAACAAAAAUCUAAAAUCCUCUUUUAUUUGUUGCUCUAAUUCUAUAACAUUAUAUUGCCUUAAUGGCUAAAGUAUGUUUUACCACUUUAAAUUAGAAAGGAAAGGAAUUCCUAUUUUUUCAUAGCAUGAAAUACCUUUUGCGUUACUGAGUUAUCUGCAGCAGUACAAACAGAAAUCAUACAUUAAAACUGAGGAAGUGAAAAUGCAAGGCUGUUUUUUUUCAACUGGAAAAAAGUUACCCGUUCACUUUAAGGAGGGGAAAAGGGAAUGAUGGCAUUGCCAGCUGAUGCUUAGCCCUUUCAGGUCUAGGCAGGGUUAAAGGACUUCACAUCCUAUGUAUAUAAUGUAUAUGAGCAGUAGAGACAUAAAACACAGACACAUUCAUUUUCCUGGGAAUGUGCAUUUGUUUGUUUUUUAUUUUGCAAAAAAAGUGGUUAGAAAAAUGUUUAAAAAAAUGUGCGUGUUUCCAUAUGGUGUGGAAAUAAUCCUAUAUUUGGGGAGGGUGGGAAACAUGCUGGGCUGGGUGCAUUUUGUGUGAAAUCACAACAUUGUUUCCACUCCUGUAAAAUACUUUGACCCUUUGUGAAAGCAAAUGACAUUUUUUAUGUACAUCUAAUAUUUUGGCUAAACACAUUAGUCCUGUGUAUUCUAAGGUGCUACAUGAGGUAAAACACACACACACAGUGAAAAAUUUUGGAUUAUAGGGAAAUUAAAUUAAAAAAGAGAUUGUAACCACAUUUUCUUUGUAUAAUUUUUGAUAUUAUGAUCAGAUGGGAAAAUUCAAAAUAAAUAAAUGGUACAAUCUGUAA
This is a messenger RNA of Bufo bufo (common toad), 6717 nucleotides long. It is a transcript of the gene ZMIZ1, whose product is annotated as zinc finger MIZ-type containing 1. Gene Ontology annotation, biological process: protein sumoylation; regulation of transcription by RNA polymerase II. Lineage: Eukaryota; Metazoa; Chordata; Amphibia; Anura; Bufonidae. The transcript has 26 exons. The record is from RefSeq and is a predicted model, not a curated record. The coding region runs from base 659 to 3892 and encodes 1077 amino acids. Gene Ontology annotation, molecular function: zinc ion binding; SUMO ligase activity.